This is a messenger RNA of Miscanthus lutarioriparius, 1665 nucleotides long. The record is from the annotation of a GenBank genome assembly. Lineage: Eukaryota; Viridiplantae; Streptophyta; Magnoliopsida; Poales; Poaceae.
AUGGAGGCCCUGAAUAGCCGAAGCUCACAAGACGCUGAAAUCCCUGACCAGCGGGUCCACUCAGCAAAAAGAUAUGGGCCUACAUGUCUGUGUCCCGGGAGCGUCACGGAAACCGCCGGUUUCUUUGUUCUUCAGCAUAUUGGACGCCGGCCACCUGCUCGACAGAAUGCAUCCUGGGGAAAGCAGCAAGAGAGAGGUCAGCAGCGGAGGCAGCAUCGACGCCCUGCCGGAUGGCGUCCUGGAGCACAUCCUCGGCUUCCUGCCUGCGCCGGAGGCUGUGCGGACGUGCGUGCUCGCCCCGCCGCUGGCGCUACCUCUGGAGGUCCGCCCCAGGCCUGCGCGUUGGGUGAUGGCCCAGGCCUGCGCGUUGGGUGGCCAGAUGAUGGCGAGCAGGCCUCGCCACCAGUGAAGGAGCAUCGGGAGUUGGUGGACCGCCUGCUCCUCCUCCGCGGAGGUUCACCGCUUGACACGUGCGACAUCAGGUUGGGCGAGUUCCAGGACGAUGACGUGCCACGCGUCAACUUCUGGGUCUGGCAUGCUAUAUCGUGCAAAGUCAGUCAGUUCACGCUCGGUAUCUAUUGGCAUCGCUAUCUUAAGCUAGACGAUCUGCCUCUCGUCUCCCAGCACCUCACCAGGCUACAGCUGCGUGGAGUUUGGGUCCACAGCAGUUUUCUUGACUUCUCCAGCUGCCCAGCCUUGGAAUAUCUGGAGUUGCUUUGCUGUAAUCUCUUGAUGGUCAAGAAUAUCUCAUCUGACUCCCUGAAGCAUCUAAGCAUCACGGAGUCCCGCUUCCCUGAUGGAUUGAAUCAAUCCAUGUUCAGUGUUGUUCUACAGUCUCCCGGACGCACUCGCAUUUAUGCGCCAAAUCUGGUUUCACUGCGCCUAGAUGGCCUUGAGAACUUGACUCCCAUGCUUGACAGCAUGCCAUCACAAGUCGUGGCAUUUGUCCGAAUAACAGAGGAUUGUUGCGACUUCUGCGUUAAGCUAUCUGAACCAGACAUCACAGAUUGUGUUUGUGAGUUGUGUGACAGUUCUCGUGGUGGCACCAGCUAUGGUUGUGUGCUUUUCAAAGGUUUAUCAAAAGCUAAGAGUUUGGUGUUGGUUUGUACUACAUCUGAGUAUGACACGAUUCUUUUCAAAUGGGAUAUGAGAUGGUGCCCUGUGUUCAGCAUGUUAAAGACCUUGGUGCUCAAUGAAUAUUGGUGUGUUCUUGAUUAUGCUAAUCUAUUGCUUCGUAUUCUUGAACACUCACCAGUUCUUGAGGAGCUCACUCUUGAACUUUUUUCUGAGGGGCCUAACUAUGAAGUGGAGAUGAAAGGAAGCAUCAAUCAGAUGGAGCGAUCAGCUAAGAUUUCAGAAUACCUUAACAUAGUCAAAAUCAAGUGUCAGAUUGUUGAUGAAAGUGUUCUCAAAGUUUUGGAGUUCCUACGCACCUUUGACAUAUGUAUCAACUUAUUCAUAUGUCUCAAUCAUUGCUUAUAUAUCUUUAUGUUGGUGCCUCAUUAUUCAAUCUCUGUUUAUUUAUGGAAGUUAAUUGAGCAUGUUCAAUCAGAUUGGGCAGAAUGUUGGUCAAAAGUGAAUUUCCUAUUCAGGGAAAUGUGUUCCUGUAGUUUGAAGAUUCUGUCUAGUAACUUUCUGGUUUUGGUUUCUGAAAUGAGCCGCUAG